AUGGGCUCAGAUACUGCCUUGCGCAAGCUCUGGGAGCACCCCGAUCCCAAGAGCACCCAGAUGUAUAAGUUCAUACAACAAGUCAACCAGACGCACUCUCUACACCUCCAAACCUUUCAAGACAUGUACACCUGGUCGUGUGCCAACCGUGCCACCUUCUAUGCCCAUGUCUUUACCUUUGCCAAUAUUAUUCAUUCUGGCGCUCCUACGAGCAUCGUCGACGAGGCAGCCCCGAUCGAUGCCGUCCCCGUCUGGUUCCCCGGCGUCUAUCUUAACUUUGCCGAGAACCUGCUUUACACGCGCACAUCGGCAGACCCCAAGGAUCACCGCGGCACCAAGGACAAGGAGGACGGCAAGAUUGCGCUGACCGAGGUGCGCGAGGGCAACAGCGCCGUUCGAGACGUGACCUGGGCCGAGCUCAGAAGGGAGGCCGGGCGGCUGGCCUCGGCCAUGAAGGCGCGGGGCGUGACCAAAGGGGAUCGCGUCGUCCUCGUUGGCGCCAAUUCAUUCGAGACGCUCCUCGACGACGCCGCCCUCUACAAUGGCAAGACGGUUGAUUUGCGAGACAAGAUGGCCGGUGUCGCCCAGGGCAUGAAGGAGUGCGAUCGAUUCGAGGGCAUCGUCUCCAUCCGCCGCUUUGAGAAACCCCUUGCUAUUUCCUCUAUCCCCAAGGCCGAAACGCUCGACCAUUUCCUCGAGUCCGCGUCGGCCACACCGCCCCCUUUCGUGCACGUCGGCUUUCAAGACCCCUUUCUCAUUUAUUACUCCUCUGGCACAACGGGCACGCCCAAGGCCAUCGUCCACGCCGUCGGAACGCUGCUGCUCAGCGUUGCCAAGGAAUCCCGCCUGCACGAGGACGUGACACCCGACUCCGUAGGUCUGCAGUACACCACGACCGGCUGGAUCAUGUACCUCGCCAACGUGGCGCAGCUCCUCUUUGGAGCCCGCGCCAUUCUCUACGACGGAUCGCCCUUCCAGCCCGACCUCACCACCUUCAUCCGCAUCAUGGCCGAGCAGAAGAUCACCAAGCUCGGCACGAGCCCGCGCUGGCUCUUCGAGAUGGCCAAGGCCGGCAUCCGCCCAAAGGACGUUGCCGACCUGUCGUCGCUCCGCAUAGUCUCUACGACGGGCAUGGUCUUGUCAGAUCAGCUAUUCGACUGGUUCUACGACGAGGGGUUCCCGAAAAACGUGCAUCUGGCCAACAUUUCUGGCGGCACAGACAUUGCUGGCUGUUUCGGCCUCAUGAACCCCCUGACGCCAGUGUACCGAGGCGGAACACAGGGCCCCUCCCUCGGCGUCCCGAUUGCCAUCUACGACGCCCAGCUGCCCGACGGACCCGGGAAGGAACUCCCCGUCGGCGAACCCGGUGAGCUCGUCGCCACGGCGGCGUUCCCGAACAUCCCCAUCUAUCUCUGGGGCGACGCCGCCGCACGCCCUGGCGCCUCGACCCUGAACACGGCACCGGCGGGCUCGCGAUACCACGCCGCGUACUUUGGCCGCUUCGACCACGUGUGGGCGCAUGGAGAUUUCUGCGCCAUCCAUCCCGAGACGGGCAACGUGUCGUUCCUUGGCAGGGCCGACGGCGUGCUCAACCCCUCGGGUGUGCGUUUCGGCAGCGCCGAGAUUUACGCCGUCAUCGAGAGACGGUUCGCCGAUCGCGUGGCGGACAGCCUGUGCGUAGGGCAGCGCCGGCCAAACGACACCGAUGAGAGUGUCAUGCUCUUCCUCAUGAUGCGGCCCGGACACAAGUUUGACCGUGAGCUGGUGGAGGGGGUCAAGGCAGCUAUCGGGAAGGAACUGACGAAGAGGCAUGUCCCACGUUGGAUAUUUGAGACGCCUGAGAUUCCAACGACUGUGAACCUGAAAAAGGUCGAACUGCCAGUGAAGCAGAUCGUGUCGGGACACACAAUCAAGCCGAGCGGGACGCUGCUGAACCCGAAGAGCCUAGACUACUAUUACCAAUUUGCCAAGGUCGAGGAGCUGGUCGCUGGGAAGGGGAAGCUGUAG
Molecule: messenger RNA, 2007 nt
Organism: Verticillium dahliae VdLs.17
Lineage: Eukaryota; Fungi; Ascomycota; Sordariomycetes; Glomerellales; Plectosphaerellaceae
Product: acetoacetyl-coenzyme A synthetase
Exons: 4
Coding region: 1-2007 (668 amino acids)
Cellular component (GO): cytosol
Molecular function (GO): acetoacetate-CoA ligase activity
Source: RefSeq, a predicted model, not a curated record